AUGUCUUCGGCCACCCAAGACCCACAACCCACCACCGCUCCCUCAGACCGCCUGGCUGAAAUGCUAGAUUCGUCCGCACGAAUCGAAGAACUAUCCUCAGCUCAAGAAGACGAAAUCAAAGAAGCAGACGACGACGAUGAGUACGAGACGUCUUCUGACAGCGACGACGGUCAAAAUGUCCACCGCUGGCUCGGUUCAAAGGCCAAGCCCAACCUUCCCUUCUACUUUGCAGCUCCUGGCCCACUACGAGACACUCUCGCCACGUCAACUUCGGUCGCCCAAGAAAAGACAAUGAGGGAGGUCUUGGAUCUGAUGACUGGGAAUGCUCAGAUUAUGACUGAUGUCAAUGCAUAUGGUCUGCCACACCUCUUGAAGAACAAGCAUGCUGCUUUCUUGCGCACGAUACUGGGAAAAUACCCUCCACCUUUCCAAGUCAUGGAUGCGAGUCGGCCUUGGUUGUUGUACUGGGCUCUCAAUGGCUUGAGAACGCUGGGUGUCGACGUUAGUGAAUACAAGCAAAGGUGUAUUGACACUUUUACACCGCUCCAGAAUCCAGAAGGUGGUUUUGGUGGUGGUCAUGGUCAUCUUUCUCAUGCUGCCGCGAGCUAUGCUGCCACCUUGAGUUUAGCUUUGGUUGGCGGUCUGGACAUGAUUGAUCGGAGAGCCAUGUGGCACUGGCUCGGCCAAGUCAAAAACCCCUCAGGCGGCUUCAAUAUGGCCGUCAACGGCGAACAAGACGUCCGCGGUGCCUACUGCUGCAUGACCAUCCACACCCUCCUUCGCCUACCUUUAACCCUUCCACCAUCCUCUCCCGCCCGUGCAGCUGGUCUCGACUCAUUCACCUCUAACCUCGGCUCCUGGAUCAGCUCUUGCCAAACCUUCGAAGGCGGCCUCGGCGGCGCACCAGACAAUGAAGCCCACGGCGCCUAUGCCUUCUGCGUCCUCGCCUGUCUCUGCCUCCUCGAUUCCCCCACUAAAGCCAUCCCUACCUACCUCAACACCAAAUCCUUAACCCACUGGUUGGUCUUCCGUCAAGCCUCCCCUGAAGGUGGUUUCAGCGGCCGCACAAACAAGUUAGUAGAUGCAUGUUACAGCCACUGGGUAGGCGGCUGUUGGUCUCUCCUCGAAUCCGCUCUUUCCAUCCCAGCCGGCAAAUCCCUCUGGCACAGAGAAGGAUUAGUACGCUAUACAUUGACAUGUUCUCAAGCGAAAAAGGGUGGGUUGAGAGAUAAACCGUCUACACGACCUGAUGGCUAUCAUACCAAUUAUUCGUUAGCGGGAUUGAGUGCCGCACAAUACGUUUACACGUACAAAGACGAUGUAGAGACCACACAAGAUACAGAGGUGGAAGCAUUGACCGCAGCAUUCAACUGGUCUUUUGAGCGUCCUACACAGCAACAGAUGAAAGAAUGGUGUUUUGACGAGAAGGACUUGGUCGAACCCGUCCAUCCUGUUUUCGUUUUGCCGUUUGAUGUCGUGGAAGACGCGAGGGCCAAGUUUGCUGGGAAAGUUGGUUUCUAG
Messenger RNA from Aureobasidium melanogenum CBS 110374, 1521 nucleotides. Its product is annotated as terpenoid cyclases/Protein prenyltransferase. The record is from RefSeq and is a predicted model, not a curated record. Gene Ontology annotation, cellular component: protein farnesyltransferase complex. The transcript is spliced from 2 exons. Gene Ontology annotation, biological process: protein farnesylation. Gene Ontology annotation, molecular function: protein farnesyltransferase activity. The coding region runs from base 1 to 1521 and encodes 506 amino acids. NCBI's taxonomy places the organism in Eukaryota, Fungi, Ascomycota, Dothideomycetes, Dothideales, Saccotheciaceae.